AUACGUUGCAUCAAGCUGUCGCGCGCAUGCAAUUGCAGUUUUGUUAUGCCGUUGCUCGCGUCGUGAUGUAACACUCUCUUCGAGUUGACAAUCCGGGAAGCCCGUGCCGUCGUAGAAGAGCUUGCACCGAUGCGCGUUCCGGGAGGAACGUAACUGGAAGAAGAAGGAGAAGAGGAGAUAGAGAAAGCUCGCUGACGUUUCUGGAGGCAAAAAAGUCACCCGACCAGCUGAGAAUUCGGAGUAGCUCCAUUUUGCGUCUCCCCUCCCGGGCUCUCGCGAGGACGCGAAAGUAAAAUACUUAUAUAUUAUAUUACAUAUAUAUUGCCGUUCAGUUUGACAAUAUGAGGGCGAGCUCGCAGAUGAAAUACUCGUGUUGCUUCCUGGUGAAGAACUCAGCGGACAGUGCGUCCAAGAGCCUUUUAUACAUCCCGUGGCAGUCGACUGAGACCUUGGAGCUGCUGCGGAUGAAGCUGUGGACAGAAUACAAGGUGCCAAAGGAUAGACGCAUUUUUUACAUCGACGAUGACGGUGACAGUGUUCCGAUCGAUUCGGAUUGCGAAUUGCAAGAAGCAUUAAAGCUCGCUCGCAAGUGCUUCAACAACCUAAUUCAGUUGAUCGUCGGUUCAUUCGAAGAGACAAGCAGUAAAUAUUCUUGGUUUGACGAGACGUAUUUAUCCGAGAAAAAGCAAUCAAAGAAUACCGAAUCGACGUUGAUGAUCGAUACCCAAAAUCCUUACGAGUCUUGGUACACCUUAAACCAUAAAUUUUUUAAAAGCUUAUUUUUAAAUAAACAGAUUGCUCUCAAACAAGAGUGUAAUAGUAUAAUGAAGAAGGUGUUGUUGACAAUCGAUGCAGAACAUGAUAAACCGAACGAAACAAAAAUUCUACAAAUCGACGAACAGGUGGAAUCGAAAGUGGAUACUCAAGAGGAAGCGAACGCUUCGUCACUGCAAUGUUCGAACUGUACUUUGCCUCCUCUGUGGUUUACAGAGUACAUGGAAUCGAUGAAGAAAGAUAUGAUGUCCACAAUGACUACCGAAGUGGUAAAAAACGUGUCGGAGGUACUAGAAAAACGCUUGGAUUCCUUUGCGCUUUUGCUGCUUAAGGACUUGGAGUCUUCUCUUGCGAAACGAUAUCCUCAAUGCAGCUCGGACUCGAACGAGAAGAACCAGGAGAAGAUAGAGUCUCACGAACAGUUGAGUUCUGUGCCGAUCAAACGUACGGACGAAUCUCGAAACGCGAAAGAUAUGCAGAUAAAGAAAAAGACGUACACAAUAACUAAUGGAGUGGUGCACGAAGUAUCGAACUUGGUGGAGAUAAUUCCUCCGGAUCCUCUUAUGCUUGUCCCGCCUGAAGACCAAUCCCAAAGUCAAUCGCAACUUCCUUCCUCGACAUCUCCCCGAUACUCCUUCGAUUCGCAUUCGAGCGAGAAGAACCCAAAAGUGUUAAAAACAAGACUUGUGGCUUGGGGGCAGCCGAAUGACAACGGUUCAGACUUGACGAAUGAAUUGAUACGGCCAAACUACUGCAGUUAUGAUGAGAAAACAUUGCAGCCGACUAGCUUGCUCAAAACCAUACCCCAGACAUCGAAUAAUCGAAAAUAUUUAGAGCGAAACGAAGCGGAGAUGAGCAAUAUUAUAAGCAAGUCAAACCUGUUUAACACGCAGAAAAGAAAACACUUCUAGUCUAAGUUACAUAAUAAGCAAUUCGCUCAGAAUAUAUAUGGCACUCAGGAUAUGCCGUGGAAGGAUUCCAUUGACCAAUCACGGACAGAACGAGGAUCAAAUGAGACAGCUUAUUUGGAGCCGAUCGAGAAAGAUCUCCGUAUGAGCUGCUCUGUCACCGGGAAUCAAAUGUUGGAUGAGGGUCGUCUUAGUAAAGACACCUUGCACAAUUUCCAUUUUAUAACAGAUAACUUAAACAGUUGUUGGUCAAACAAUCAGAAGGAAAAGGGAGAGGAGGAAAAGGAUUCUUCCGAUGAUGACGCUUUCGAGAUCAUCCAGAUGCCUGAUUCGAAUGAUGGAUUUACACGUUUUCUAGACACCAAACCACAAGAAGACGACAGCAGUCGAGAUUCGCCCAGCUUCGAACUACUCUCGGAGCCAGCCUCGCCGCCGUCCUCCAUUCAUUUGAACGAAGACCACUUCUCGGCAGACGAAGAAAGACUUGAGGAGCAGUCUAGGAAGACAAAUUCGGCGAACUCUAUCUAUGUAGACAUCAUUCAAGAGAACAUCUUCAAUUACGAAAAUCAGUCUGUGAACGUCGAUGAAUGCGUCGGUGUCGAUUCGAAGAAACAACUCGAUAUCCCUGAUACCUUCAUAAUGGAUGAAUAUAUUCCGUCGACGAAGGAGGCUCAACAACUCGAUAUCCCUGAUACCUUCAUAAUGGAUGAAUAUAUUCCGUCGACGAAGGAGGCUCAUUCGUCGAAAUCGUGUACACAGCAUCAGUCGAACGAGCAAAAGAGUCCUCGAGAUGACGGUUCGUGCGACGACGUGAGAAACUCGCACGCGAGCUAUUUGACUGUGCAAAAUCACUGCGAUUCGAAGACGCAGUCACAAUGCAGUUGCCAGUCGCAGACCGACUCGAGCGAUUUCACGCAGAGCUUCCACUCGCAUACCACGUCGGUGACCGACACCACCGACAUGUAUGCCCAUGCUUACGCCAACAAGUAUAAUGAAUCAACGACAGCCAAUAAUGUAAUACAGGAUGUAAGGCCGCCGUGUUUUCCAUUAAUGGAACCCCAGAACCCAUGGAAGGAGCGCAACGCACGAGCGGAUGGCGACUGGACGAAAGAAACUAAAACGAAUAAAAAACUUUGCCAUGACGAAGAACGAAUCUAUCCAAAAUAUUCAUGCGCAUUGAACAACAAUUAUGCCUGCUCGUGGGAUCCUUCUUUCGAUGAUGAGUAUCAGUCUUUUAAAGACAUAACCAGAGUGAUUACCGCCUCCGAUAACAUAGACUCCAUAGACUCCAGUAUAGCCUUAGCACACAUGGCGAGCAAGAUAUCGGCUGGCGAUUCCGUUCACAUCCUACCGGAAACGCUGGUCAGCGCGGCUGCGCAGGUCGGCUCGUUCGCUUUCGAUGCCGCGCGUGAAAUGUUCGACAAGAUACGUGCACAUACGAAGGAGGAUCCUCUUAAAAAAAACCGCGGCGGAGUAAAGUGGGAGAACAAAAAGCCCAAUCAUCCGCCGUUUUACUAACGAACCGCUAAUCACGACCCUUUGUUUAUAGGACUCAUACACUAAGCGCUAUAUAAGAUUACUAAAUAAGCUCGUUGUUAGAACGAUGGGUAAGUAAUGCGAGAUGCGGAUCGCGAAAUUGUUUUUCCUACAGAUAUACUUGAAGCACGGUACAUAUACGGAACGGCGCUCUAGUUGUUUACAUCACUCAAGAGUUUCGUAGUUUAUGUGAUGAAUAAAAUUGAGUUUUGUACGCCGACAAUCGACUUAUUUGAAAGAUGUCGAAUGUACAGGAUGUUCCAUUUUACUGAUGAAAAAAAGAAAUUUCAACGAAAACCGAAUCGAUGGAGCGACAAUUUUCGACAGAAAUAGCGAGGGUGCCGGAACUUUCUGUGUAUAUAAGUAAUUCUUAAUUGUGCGCGAUAAAUAGAAGUUCCUAAAAAACGUCCCCCCUUCCAAGAAAAGGUGUUUAUCGCGUGAAAUUAAGUGUCACUGUAUAUGUGAUAGUACUCAUAUAGUAAUGGUUUAAUAUAGUUUUACGCUAUAUCAUAGAAUGUCAAAACUGAUCGUAGCUGUUUUUAGAAUUAAAAACCUACUUAAACGUUAAAUGAAAAUGAAAUGAUGCAAAUUGAAAGAGAACAAGAAAUAAUUUUAAGUCGGCAGGAGGAAGGGUGGAUUUUUGAAAGAGAAUUUCUGUAUUGCAUGGCUAAUAGAGGCAAAUUGACUAGAUGGAUGUACUUCCGCUUGUGCAUUUCUUUCGGUGAGGAUUGAAAUACAAAAUGAUUUCAAUAUAUGCAAUUUCCAAUGAUAAAAAUACGGAAAAAAGCAACCUGUAUAUCAAAAUUUCAUUUACUCGCGAAUAAACCUAAGGAUAUAUCCGAAAUAAUAUUGAUAUCAAUCUUGAAAUAAGAGAGCAGGAUGUACAUUAUAUUUAGGGUUCAAUCGUCAUUGCUAGCUUAUGCGGAUGAUUUUGCGAUAUCUUCGCAAUAUAGUUGCGCGAUUCAACCCUUGAUAAAUAUAUGUAUCACCCUGCAUAUGCGGAAUUUGGCAUAAAAGUUGUAGCUGCCGACCCGACGAGUUUUUUCAAUCCAGAAAAUCAAUCGAAAUUGUCAUUUAUCUGCAACAUGUGCAGCAUAUUCUGCGAGACGAUGUAUGUAUGUACACUCGGCAACAGAGAUGUCAUUACACAUGAACUUUUACACGAGUAUCGGCAUAUUCCAAUUUUACACAUUCACGCAUCAUGAUUGAUGAUUAUUAUUUAGCAACGCUGUUUCAAAGCAACUGAAAGAAACAUUUAAUAUUUUUAAUAGUUUGAUGUUAGAAAGAAUAAUUAUAUGUUG
Molecule: messenger RNA, 4519 nt
Organism: Nylanderia fulva
Lineage: Eukaryota; Metazoa; Arthropoda; Insecta; Hymenoptera; Formicidae
Molecular function (GO): protein binding
Source: RefSeq, a predicted model, not a curated record